AUGAUAGAGAGUCUCGAAGACCGCUGGAUGGUUUUCAAGGGUUGCAUCAAAGGCGCUGAUUUAGCGCAUGCAGCCACUUCUUGGGACCAACACAAAAAGUGGUCGGAGAGACUUGCAGAAGAAUUCUAUCUCCAAGGAGACGAAGAAAAACGUCUGGGGCUUCCGGUGUCAAAUCUGUGCGACAGACUUCUCAAACACGAAUUCAGCAGAUCCCAGGCGGGGUUUCUGAAAGUGCUGGUGGAGCCUUUGUUCAUGGAAGUGGCAGCUUUGGCAAACCCCAAGGGGAAAGAACGCAUGCAUCAGGUGAUUUGCAAAAACAUAAAAAACAACAAAGAGAGGUGGGAAGGAAGUGUUUAG
Messenger RNA from Eimeria tenella, 357 nucleotides. RefSeq lists its product as uncharacterized. The record is from RefSeq and is a predicted model, not a curated record. Gene Ontology annotation, molecular function: 3',5'-cyclic-nucleotide phosphodiesterase activity. Gene Ontology annotation, biological process: signal transduction. NCBI's taxonomy places the organism in Eukaryota, Apicomplexa, Conoidasida, Eucoccidiorida, Eimeriidae. The transcript has 3 exons. Bases 1 to 357 code for a protein of 118 amino acids.